Messenger RNA from Jaculus jaculus (lesser Egyptian jerboa), 800 nucleotides. RefSeq names its product fatty acid binding protein 7 (gene Fabp7). Gene Ontology annotation, molecular function: fatty acid binding. The record is from RefSeq and is a predicted model, not a curated record. NCBI's taxonomy places the organism in Eukaryota, Metazoa, Chordata, Mammalia, Rodentia, Dipodidae. Gene Ontology annotation, cellular component: cytosol; nucleus. Gene Ontology annotation, biological process: fatty acid transport. The coding region runs from base 95 to 493 and encodes 132 amino acids. The transcript has 4 exons.
UGCCAAGACACAAAGGGGUCUCCUGAGCUGCAGUGGCACUAAGACCCGAUAUUGUCCCUCUCAUACUUCCCACACUGCUCAGGAGGGGGCAGAGAUGGUGGAGGCCUUCUGUGCUACCUGGAAGCUGACAGAUAGUCAGAACUUUGAUGAGUACAUGAAAGCUCUGGGUGUGGGCUUUGCCACCAGGCAGGUGGGGAAUGUAACCAAGCCAACGGUGAUCAUCACUCAGGAAGGAGGCAAAGUAGUGAUCCGAACUCAAUGCACAUUCAAGAACACAGAGAUCAGCUUCCAGCUGGGAGAAGAGUUUGAUGAAACCAGUAUAGAUGACCGAAGCUGUAAGUCUGUUGUUAGGCUGGAUGGAAACAAACUUGUUCAUGUACAGAAAUGGGAUGGCAAAGAAACAAAGUUCAUAAGAGAAAUUAAGGAUGGCAAAAUGGUUGUGACUCUUACCUUUGGUGAUGUUGUUGCUGUUCGCUGUUAUGAAAAGGCAUGAACAAGCUGGUGUUCUUUGAGUUUCUGUUUCCUGGAGUCUCAGACCAGCCUGCUGCAGAGCACAUCCAGUCAUCACUAAUUAGAAGGUUACUUGGUAUGGAGCAGAAAAUGGUGACUUAAAAACUUCUUAUUCAAAGCAUCUUCCCCUGUUUUGAUAUGUGCAACUCAUCCUGUUUUGUUCUGCAAAUUUAUGUUUUAUUGUAAUUUCCAUUACAAUUUUAUAAUAACUUUUUUAUGAAGAAGUAAAUAUAUCUAUUGGAUUUGGAAUGCAAAUGAAAUUGAAAUAAAAACUUACCCUCUGCUUUAAA